AUGGACUUCAUACCCCUUAACGGUUUUUCCCUUCAUUGUUGGGUAGCUGAAUUCUAUAUACCUGAGGUCCUUCUCGCCCUCAAGUACUUACAAAUGCUCGGCAUAGUCUGCCGAGACCUCAAGCCCAAAAGCAUCUAUCGUUUCGUGCACGGCUGGUUCAUUACUGGCCCGAGUUUAGUGUCGGACCGCUUGCUAGCAAUGCUGCGAGCAGAAACUAUAAUAAUUCGAUGUGAUUUAGAGAAGAAGAUGCCGAGGGAAUGGGAUGCCGAAGGAGGUGACGACGACGAUAAUGAUAAACGGCGUUCGUGUGGAGGUGGCGACGACGAUAACGAUGAUGGGCUUUUGUACGAAGGUGAUUCCGACUCCGACACAGACGAAGAUUUUACUACCAAGCAUAGGAUUGCCGAAGGAGUUAUCUUGGACAACGCUCCCAUAGCCCAAGAAGAAGAUGGUGAAAGGAAUUGCCUCAGUGUAAGCAGAUGCCACAAAGACGCUCACACGGCGAAGUUCACGGGAUUAGUCAUUUUCGAACUGUACAAGGUCAUAGUCAAAUUGAACAACAAAAUCCGCAGCACUCCCUUGGUGAACAGCCGAAUCUACGGUGAAAUCGUGCGACCGGCAUCGGAGUAUUGGGAUUACAAUCCAGUGCCCAUACAUUAUUACAGCGCGAGCUACUUGAAACCCGAUACCAUUGAUCUUGACAAUCGUGCCCUUCUUCCCCUGUCUGGUGCUGAACCCAGACCCCCUAUGUGUGAAGAAACUGGAGUAUAUAUGUAUUUUGCUUUCAAGAUCAAUGAUGAGGAUAUACUUUCUGGCGAAGAUAAUCAUCAUGAGAACCGCGACCUAUUUCCAGGUGAUGGGGUAUCUAAGUACUUUGAUUUAUAUCUUCCUGCAACUGAUGAAAGACACAUUGAUGAGUUUGGUCCCCGUAUCGGGAGGUCUGUGGUUGGAGAUCCCAACACCAGUCCUGUCUUAAUGAUGGCCUACCAUUGCAUGUAUCGUGGAGCAUGGGCUACUAUUGAUGUCAAGAUGUUGAAUGAAAGGGUUAAGGGUGUUUCUGGUUUGAUUGCUGCCCGGCCUUGUAUAUUUUACUCGAGGAUUCGUCUGCUAUCACUUAAACGAAGGGAUGAGGAUAAGACAGUGAUGAUUCAGAGAAGUGAGGAUGGUUGGGUGGGGAAUGGUGGAAGUAUUAAGCUUACAAGGUCGGUGGUAGCUGUUCCUUGCAAUUCCUCACUCAUUAUUGGGGCCGUGCUGUAUGACCGUCAACAAGGAGAUGGUGAGAACCUUAUUUGCAGUGGCAAGACCUUUUUCCCAGCUAUGGAAAUGGGGGAGGAAACCAAGAUAAUUUCCUAUAAUGGCGUCCCCACACUCGAAGUUACUGCCCGAUGGAAAUGCAGUGAAACAGUGUAAUGGACUUGAUCGACCGAGGCCCCGAUUUUUCCUUUUUGUUAUUGUUUGGAUUUGUUUACCUUAUUGUUAAUGUUUUUAUUGCUGCUUCUAAGUUGGGUGAUUGUUUCUUUUUAAUGUUGUUUUUUCUGCUUCUAAGUUAGGCUCAAUUUAAUACUGAUAACGGAAAGAAUGUGCAUAUUAUUACCUUGUGAGUGGGGGAUGGCAGCAGAUUUUCUAAAGUUAAUACAUCUAAAAAAUUAGCCACCUUGUUAUAAUGUAUUUUCUUGUGGAAUAUCGUACUUUUAUGCUGUUUCUCAUGGCAGUCUAGUCAUGAAGUGCCUGCAUGAACAGCGACGCAUAAUCU
Striga asiatica is the source of this 1753-nucleotide messenger RNA. The record is from the annotation of a GenBank genome assembly. NCBI's taxonomy places the organism in Eukaryota, Viridiplantae, Streptophyta, Magnoliopsida, Lamiales, Orobanchaceae.